ACGAUAGAUACUGAGGAGGAAGAUAGAACUUCUGUCCAGAAGAAACAAGGAGGAGACCAGCUGCAGGACCCUCAACGAGACCACCUUCAACACGAGACGAAACAACUACCUCAGCAUCAGCAAGAUGAAGAAGAUAAUCACUAUCCUGCAACGCAACAGAUUCAGGUACUAGAUGGUCGUGGUCGUGCACCUACAACUUAUUUUUCCCCUCCUCCACCACCUCAGGGUGACAUCAAGAAGAAGAUAAGAGCGAACACAUUUGAUCCAGACUUGCAUAUUCAAAAUUUUCUCGACAACAUAAAGCGGCCACACCUACCUAAGUGGCGAGAUAGGUUUCCAGCGGCAUCCGGUGCUGGUAGAAAGAAUCGUGAACAAGAAGGUCAUCUUCAACAGCCAACUACUGCCACUACGGGCACAACUAGCUGUGGCAGAAAUAAUAAGGGAGAACAUGAAGAGCUUGAUUAUGAGCGGACCGAUAUUCCUAAGGAUAACGAGGACCAAACGAGAAAUGGGGGAAAGGCACGAAAAGUAGAUGGGACGAGGAGAGGAGGUUCUGACGGACAGGAGAAGGGUAAAGUUGCUAGUAAAUGCUUUAAUCGGAUAAAGAUGAAUGUCCAUGUCAUAGUUUUUCAUGAUGUUGAUCUUCCUGUGCGCGUAUGUGUGUAACAUCUACUAGAUAGUUCCUACUACAACUCUUAGAAGAUAGUUCCUACUACAACGCUUGAAUAUCUACUAACCCUUGAUUCUAGUACAAAACGAAAUUCCAGAUUCUGCCAUAGCAAACGCUGGAGGGGUAUUAAAAACGCGUGCACGGCAAAUUGCAGCACCUCAAAUAUGUCCUCCUUGGACAAUUGAGGCUGGGCGCAGAAACGGCAC
Molecule: messenger RNA, 876 nt
Organism: Amoebophrya sp. A25
Lineage: Eukaryota; Dinophyceae; Syndiniales; Amoebophryaceae
Source: the annotation of a GenBank genome assembly